Messenger RNA from Podarcis lilfordi (Lilford's wall lizard), 40991 nucleotides. The record is from the annotation of a GenBank genome assembly. Lineage: Eukaryota; Metazoa; Chordata; Lepidosauria; Squamata; Lacertidae.
GCGCGCAACGGGCUUGCUCCGGCCAGCGGCAGGCGGAGGCGGGCAGGGGCGCACGUGCGGCGGCGAUGGCCAGGCGGCUGGGCUCGGGAGCGCACUGAAGCAGCCCGCGCCGCGGCUGCAGCAUGGGCGGCCGCGCCAUGCUCUUCGUGUUCGCCGUCGCCGCUCUCCUGCAGCCCAGCCACGGAGGCUGGUUCUGGCGUGAGUGUCCCGGGACUUGGCGCGGCGGUGGCGGCACCUGCAUUGCGGCAGAAGAAGAAGCAGCCCGGAUCGGGCCGGCAGGGGAGAGGGGGAAAAAGGUCACGGGGCGGGGACAAGGCGGACUGCGCUCCGGGGCGCGCGGCGCGGCGCGCAACGUUUGGGGAGAGGGGCUUGCGGCGGGGCGCGAGGUUUGCGCGCGGGCUGCGGCGUCUUGGGUGCGGGGAGCGGCUCCCUGGGGACCUCGGGAGCGGGCGGGGUUCGUGCCGCGCGCUUGUAGAAGAGACAUCACCACCCCAUCCCUCGAAACCCCCUCGGGAGAGGCUUCUGCGUCGGGGUCGUUUGGCACAGGACGCCUGGGUCCCCUUCCCCGUCUCUUCCCCCAUCCCCCCUGCCCCGCCACCCAGGUCAGAGUGUUUAUCCCGUGUUAGCAAGGAAUCCCGACUUGGGGAGCUGCCGGGCGGGGCUGGGGCUGGAGGUUGGUUGGUAUCCUGGCCAGCUGUCGAGAAAGCGGCUUUCCAUCCAGCACUUCCCGGCUACUAGGUCUCCCGGAGACCCGGGACACAGGCGCUCAUUUGGCGUAACCUUUGCGCCUGCGGAUCGGCAUGUGUGGAUGCACAUUUAGGUCGCUGAGCAAAUUAAGGGGGCUGGGGGCUGGUAGCAGUGCCCUUUGCGGUGGCAAAGUUUGUUUUUGUUUUUUGGUAAAGCAUUCAAAGUUGUUGCUGCCUUUUCCAAAAUAGGGGCAAGGGGUCUGGGGCUCAGCACCAAAGAUUUGGGCCUCAUCAGCUGCUUCCUGACAGCACCCCAUCCCCGCUUUGCUCUUGGGCAAGUGUGUAUCCUGGGCCCUCUCAAAACAGAGGGCCAGAGAAUGGUUGCCUCUUCCAUCUGAACACACACAUACAUACACACACAUAUACACUUUUUCUUAGGCUGCACAGUUUGUUUGUGGGGAUGGCUGAGAGCCUGGAACCUGUUCCAUACAUAGGUGCUCUGGGAGAGCAGGACAAAGCCAGCCCCCUGCUCCCCCCAUCCACCCCACCAUGCAGGGCCUUGCAAAAAUAGGUUACAGGUCUGGGUCGUUUCUUCCGCAUCUGCUUUUUUUGGGGGGUGUGUGUGUGAUGAUUCUGCAGACUUCUACACUUACCUAUGGCUUCCCUCUUCAUUUUUUAACAGGGUUGAGUGGGGGGGGAGUUUGGGGUUCCUCUCCACCAGAGAGCUCUGCACUAGUGAGCUUGCUGGAAUUUUGCCUGAGGUUGGUGGGUGCGAUGCCUGUUAUUUGUUUUCACCCCUUGGGCAGGUCAGUGGCUUCCUACAUCUGUCCUUGAUGUAAUGUGCAUCUCUUUUUGAACUGGCUCAGGGAAGUCGAGCUCGUCCCCCUUCCUUGCACCCCCGGCCAUUUGUUUCUCGAAGCCUUGUUCUGCUGUCUCAUAGCUGGGUCGAGAGAGGGCUUCCCCAUUUUGCUCUCUAACAGAUAGAGGCAAGCAGGAGCUGAGCCUGCAAGGGCGUGCCAGCCACUCUCUGCAGUGGAAGGGGGGGAAAAAAUAAUAAACCUGGAGGGAGGGAGCCGGUGGAUAGCUCUGCUGCUGCUGCUGUUGUGAAACGGUCUUCCAAUUUUGCAGCGGUGACAGGCUCAGGCCUGCCUGAUGUGCGUGUGCCUUGCCAUCUCUGGAAGGAAAACAGGAGCUGCUCACUUUGUCGCUUGGUCUUGGCCGCUGGCGUCCAAGAAAACUGAACUUGAAAGGCAUGCAGCUUAAUCUGGAAGGGGUUCUGCCCUGGAACCUGUUUUACACGGGAGGUAGUGAUAGCGCAGGGGUAGGCAACCUAAGGCCCAUGGGCCGGAUGUGGCCCAAUUGCCUUCUCAAUCCGGCUCGUGAAUCAGCGUGUUUUUACAUGAGUAGAAUGUGCCCUUUUAUUUAAAAUGCACCUCUGGGUUAUUUGUGGGGCCUGCCAGGUGUUUUUCCAUGAGUAGAAUGUGUGCUUUUUAUUUAAAAUGCAUCUCUGGGUUGUUUGUGGAACAUAGGAAUUCAUUCAUUUUUUCCUGCCCUUCAAAAUAUAGUCCGGCCCACCACAUGGUCUGAGAGACGGUGGACUGGCCCACGGCUGAAAAAGGUUUCUGACCCCUGUGAUAGCGUAUCAUCUGAGCAUGUCUGGAGUGCCUUUCCUUCGCUACCGCAGUGUGCUUUGUGUAGGGCUUCCCUUGAUGAUGGUGUGGAGACUGCAGCUAGUACAGAGCGCCAUGGCAUGAGUUCGAAUUCGUUGGGCCGCCUGUGGUGAUAUGCUGCUAGUUCUGGCUGCUCAGUUCAUCGCUGAGCCCAAUUCAAGGCGCUGGCUUAAAACGGUGAAGCCCUGAAGAGGAUGGGACUCUGUUGUCUCAAAUAGUGGUGCUCCCUAAACUGUUCUGCCUGUGAAUUGAAAUCCGCCACGGCGGUCCUGUUCGCCAUGCCAGCAAUAAACAAAGUCUGGUUGGCCAGAGCCUGGAACAGGGCCUUCUCAGUGGUGGCACCAUGGAGUCCUCUCCUGUUCUGAGGCGGUUGUCAGCACUGGCUGGAUUUUGGCACUAAGUAAAUAUGUUUCUCUUUCCCCAAGCCUAUGAGGAAUUGCACCUGUCUAUAAUUUGGAAUGUUAUCAGUGGAAUGAAUGAGUAUGGUUAAUUUUAAACGAGGAAUCAGAGAAUUGUGUAGAUAUUUUAUGGCUGGCAUUUGGCAAGUGAACAAUUGAGGAUGGUGAUAAUUUGAUUUGUUGAAACCCACCCUGAGACCACUGGUAAAUUUUAUAAAUCAAUAAAAUUAAAUUAAAUAAUUAACAACAGCUAUUACACAUACAUGUGGCAGUAAGCUUACUAGUUGCUGCCCUCCAAGCUUUUCUCAGUAGACAUACUUCGGAUGCUUACUCAGAAGUAAGUCCCACUGUGGAACUUAACUCUCUAGUAUGUUGACGACUGCAACCUUAGAUGGCUUUAAAAACAUAGGAAGCAGCCUCAAACAGAGUCUCGCCAUUAGUCCAUCAAGCUCACCAUAGGAGCCAACUCCUAGGGGCUGAGGUCCCUUCACCCCCCCCAUAAAAUAUUUGAGGGGGCCACCCACCCACCCCAAGUUGACGGGGAUUGGCAUUCAAAUGGGGUGUGUGUGCUGCUUUGUGUGACCAGUUAUACAGGGCUUACCUGGCGCCUCCAAUGUUUAAUUCAAGUUGGCGCCCCGAUUAUAAUGAUGAUUUCAAUUUAUAAGUCACUUCCAGCAUAAGGAGCAUCCAAGUGACUUACAGAAUUUAAAGAGCAUUAAGCGUAAUGUAAAAAAGAAAAUACACAUUGCAAUAAAACCCCGCCCUGAGGUUGCCACACCUUGGGCAGGUGCCCCCAUCAAAAGACUCCAUUCUUCCUAUUCUUCCCUGCAGGGACUUGUGACUAUGAACUGGUUGGCCCCCUCUACACUUGGAAUCUUGCAGCAUCUUCCCGAUCCAGCAUCUUCCGCGCUGCCACGUUCGCUCGGAUUUAUGGUGAGUUCAUCAUGGAGGGACAGACUUCACGCUCUCUCCAGCUCAGUAGCAUUAACAGAUGCAAGACUAAGCCAGUGGCCCAUUGAGUUUUGUUGACUGUCUUCCAAAAUUGGCCCACUGUCCCAAGGCGGUGCACAAGCAAUGCAUGGCAGUAGAAUGUGUCGCUUGUAGGCGACGAUUGCUAUACUGGAUCCAGCCACCAGAGAAGCACAUGGUCUCUAAACGCUGGAUUUGUGGUUGUCACACUAAAUCAGGGUGGUCCAACCCUCAGAUGUGGCCCACGAGACCUUUUUUGGUGGCCCUUAGCAACAUUCAGGAAAAAAAUAUCUUUAAAGCUUUAUAAAUUUAUUUUUGUGUGUGUUAUGCAUUGUUUAUGAAAGUUUGGUGGUUCGAGCCCAGCCAGGGAGGUUCAUGGGUAGAAUUCCUUCAUUGCAGGGGGUCGGACUAGAUAAUCAUCCAACUCUACAGUUCUAGAAUUCCACGAAAGCAGCCGUUUCCUGUAUCUUGUCCUCCCCACCCUCUUUCAGGUGCCGGAGGCUGGUCUCCCGACCCGCAAGACAAGCAACCGUGGCUGCAGAUUGACCUGACCAAGAAAUGCCGUAUCAACGCCAUCGCCACUCAGGGGACCUUCAAUACCUACAACUGGGUGACACGCUACAUUGUGCUCUAUGGGGACCACCCCAGCAACUGGAAGCCUUACUUUCAACAAGGGAGCAAUUGGGUGAGAGAGGAGUUUCUGGCCCUACCUUCCAACAGGGAGGGGGCAGCACUGUGACAUCAGGUGAUUGCUGGGUGGGCACCUUCCUGCCCAAACCUGGCCUAUAAGGGGUUUGGGGUGAUAAUAGUUCCCCACGCCUAUACUGAAGGGUCAUUAGGUAAUUCCAUUGGAAAAGUCCCUCUCGUUUAUUCUGCUUCUUGGCUCCAGAAGUGCUGUAUUUUCCUACUUGGGCACCACAGGGGGUGAAAACCAGCCUUUUCAACUUCCUGUUGUGGAUUUGCAAGGGAUCUACGCAGUUUUCUUCAUGAUUUGUGGCUACUGAAAACAACAGUCCUUUGCUAUGUAGAGAUUCCCAGACUUGUCCUCUAGAAUCGCCUGUUGUAGAUUAUGUGCCCAUAUCUUUAUAUGGUGCAAAAAAGGAACACGCUCGUUUUGCUCAGCCACCCGUUCCCACCACCCCUAAUAUAUGUGAUGGUUCAAAAUACAUAUAUAGAAAGAAUUCCCUGGAUGCCAAGAUCCAGAUCUGGGGCCAGUACGCUUUGGUGAGAGAACCCUAGCAGAGAUUUAAAGUCAUAAAGUAAAGCAUGGAAAUACAGACUUUAAAAUAUGCCCUUCCAAAUUUUCUCACUUCCACUAGCAUAGAAAAAGACCACAUUUUUGAUGUUAAAAAGUGGUUUACUUAUCAACUCUCCAAAGGUCAGAUUCAUGUGCUUUAGAAAGUUGCACAGGCGGUAUGGCUUGGCUUAGCUACAGAGUAGUGAAAGUUCCUAAAUUAUUGGAGUAGGACGUCAAGAGUGGCUUGUGAGAGCCAUGCGGUUGAGCUGGAGCAACCAGCUCAAACCUCUUGACGCAGAGAGCUUCUCAGGUAGACUAAGGUUGAACAAAGCCCUGAUUACAUAGCCCUUCCCAAGGUAAGGGGAAGUGGAUGUAGCUAAGCCUGGCAGGACAGCUUACUCUAUGGUAUUAACCCCUUCAUGCAUUAAUUAGACUUAAGCAUGUUGAUUAUAUGAGGCUUGUUAUCCCACAAUUUGGCCUUGCUGACUGGGCAUGAUGGGGAUUGCAGUCCACAACAUUUGGAGGCUGCCAUAUUGGCUAUCCCUUCUUUAACAUCAGCCUUGAAGGUCCUCCUUGUAUACCUGUCAGUGCAUCAGUUUGGCUGGAGUGGGCAUGGCCUUUUCACCAGUAGCCCCACCCGCCAAAAUGAAAUUGCCUCCCAGGUGAGAUGUGGGUGGCUCUUUCUUUGCAGGCCUUUAAGCAGACAUUCAAGACUUGUCAAUUACAGAUGCCUUUCUAUUAAAAAAAAAAAAUUGUUGUGCCCCUAUACAGGGCUUGAGGGAGUCUUUUGCUAUUAUGGCUUGUCCUGAAAGACCUAUGUACAUUGGCUCCCAGUAUGUUUCCGGGCACAAUUCAAAGUGUUGGUGCUGACCUUUAAAGCCCUAAACGGCCUCAGCCCACUAGACCUGAAGGAACGUCUCCACCCCCAUUGUUCACCCCGGACACUGAGGUCCAGCUCUGAAGGCCUUCUGCUGGUUCCCUCACGGCGAGAAGUAAAGUUACAGGAAACUAGGAAGAGGGCCUUCUUAGUAGUGGCACCCACCCUGUGGAACACCCUCCCACCAGAUGUCAAAGAAAUAAACAACUAUCUGACUUUAAGAAGACAUAUGAAGGCAGCCCUUUUUAGGGAAGCUUUUAAUAUUUGAUGAAUUAUUGUAUUUUAAUAUUUUGCUGAAAGCCGCCCAGAGUGGCUGGGGAAACCCAGCCAGACGGGCGGAGUAUAAAUAAUAAAUUAUUAUUAUUGCUAUAUUAUUAUGAUGUAGUAGGACGACUUGAUAAGUUGGUUUGCUCUUACUUGUUUGCGUUGUACUGCAUAUUAAUACUGUACGGAAGCUGCCUUGUGCCAUUACCGUGAAAAGUGGCUCAUAAAUAUCGAAAAUAAAUAUGUCUUUUCCCAACUGACUGUGUGCCUUCAAGGUCUCGGGCAGAGACUUUUUCCAAGUUCCUUUCCAUGGCAAAUGGCAAAGAACGAACCUGGGACUUCCUACAUGGGGAGAAAAAAAUGCCCUUGCCUGGAGAUUUUGCAUUCUAUUGCCUUAAUUUCUCAUCCCUCCCUUCGGCUCUUAGUUCUGAAAUCCACAAAGUGUUUGUGUGUCUAGGAAGACAGCCCUCUGUGGCUGAUCGUGCUGCUGCUCUUGAGAAGUUUCUCUUCCCAUCACCACUUUGUUUUCCCUUGUGCAGACAUUUUUUGGCAAUGUGAACGCAAGUGGCGUGGCCCUCCACAACCUGCAUCACCCCAUCCUGGCGCGGUACCUUCGCAUCAUCCCUGUGGCCUGGAAUCCACAUGGUUCCAUUGGCUUACGCGUGGGCCUUUACGGCUGCUACUACCGUAAGUGAUUCAAGCUGGGAAUGUCGACUUCUCUUUCAUUUAUUUCAUUUCAUUUUUAUUUCCCCACUCCGAGAUUUAUGUGCAGCGCCGCUCUCUUGUGAUAAAAAUCCCAAAGCGGUUUACGAAAAGGAUAAAGCAGUAGCAUUAUCAGUAAAAAAAUAGUUUAACAAACCCUAUUUGCAAUAUUCAAAAAUACAGUGGUACCUCAGGUUACAGAUGCUUCAGGUUACAGACUCCGCUAACCCAGAAAUAGUACCUCAGGUUAAGAACUUUACCUAAGGAUGAGAACAGAAAUUGUGCGGUGGCAGCGGGAGGCCCCAUUAGCUAAAGUGGUACCUCAGGUUAAGAACAGUUUCAGGUGAAGAACGGAUCUCCGGAACGAAUUAAGUUCUUAACCCGAGGUACUGCUGUAUCAACAAUAAGCCAAAAAACAAAUUAAAACACAUGCUAACAUUCCACGGCAUUCUAAAAACAACUGCUUCACAGAAACGUGAAAUACUUGGAUGCUGUUUAUACCUUCCAAGUAAAAUAAGAUUUGUGGUGGACGCCCUGAAAAUACCUGAAGUGUGUUAUCUAUCUAGUCAGAUUAUUUUACUUUGGGCUCUGAAAUUCCGAAGUUUACAUUGGGGCAAUACAUUUGUUAAUACAUUUUGAACAUGCCCAGUGUUUUUAUUUGCCUUGAUCGAUAUGUUUUCCUAAUAGGCAGUGCUUUUCAUUGAAAAAAAUGAAUGAGGUGCUGGUAUUCAUAUCUUAAUCCAAGUGUUGUGCGUGCCAGCACAAAAUAUUUUUUUAUUCUUUUAAAAACUUUUUAAAUUCAAAAUUAAAACAAAACAUAUUAUCCGGAAACCUAUCAUCCUUAUUCCCCGCCCCCAUUUUUCCCCACCCUCCCACACAAACCUCACCCCACCCCCCAGCUUCCCUCAGUUCCAGUCUCUAAUUUCUCUAAGAAUGCUGUUUUCUGCAUGUUACACAGCUGUAUAGUUCCUCAAACUAUUUAGCUGAUUAUCAUCACAAAAUAGUUACCAGUAGCAGCAAAGACAGAGAGAGGUGACAGUAUUGUGUACCAGUGAGUACUCUCACAAAAAACAGUGUUUGAGAUUACGGACCAACAUGACUCCCUUUUACUUUUUCACAUUAACAAAAAAAUCCAUAAUCAUAGCACAUACUCAAAAUAAAAACUUGUAUGUGUGGAGAAGCAGUUUGGAAAUUGAUUGGCCCCCACAAUCAUUGGUUAAAAGAGGAAAAUAUGGUGCAUGUAUUGGUUUGUUUGUUUUUUCUUAGCAAACUGGGCAGGGAGGGGGAAGAGGGUGAUUUUCCAGAUGUCUUCAAGGUGUGACAUAUUUAGGGCUGAGGAGACAGAUCUAGAUAAUAUGGGGAUAAAAUGGGGGAGCGGAAGGUAUUCAGGAAAUUAAUGGAACCUGAGAUGAAAAUAUAGCUUAGUAACUGAGGCGCUGACUCUUAGUAUUGAUCAGGAGUCACAUGCAAGCAAACUUUGCAAUGGCCAAGGUCCUGUUGGUCUAAUUUGGGACUUGGCAACGGACUGGCUACUAUUGUACUGUCGUACUUGGAAAGGGGGGACGCGGGUGGCGCUGUGGGUUAAACCACAGAGCCUAGGGCUUGUCGAUAAGAAGGUCGGCGGUUCGAAUCCCCGCGACGGGGUGAGAUCCUGUUGUUUGGUCCCUGCUCCUGCCCACCUAGCAGUUUGAAAGCACGUCAAAGUGCAAGUAGAUAAAUAGGUACCGCUCCAGCGGGAAGGUAAACGGCGUUUCCGUGCGCUGCUCUGGUUCGCCAGAAGUGGCUUAGUCAUGCCGGCCACAUGACCUGGAAGCUGUACGCCGGCUCCCUCAGCCAGUAAAGCGAGAUGAGCGCCGCAACCCCAGAGUCGGCCACGACUGGACCUAAUGGUCAGGGGUCCCUUUACCUUUACUUGGAAAGGAGACUUGACUGGAAGCAGCUGUGCAACUGCUUUGCUCCUCUUCCCCGCAGAGUCUGACGUCUUAUAUUUCGAUGGCGACGAUGCCAUCGCCUACAAGUUCCGCACCAGAACAGUCCGUACCGUCCAAGACAUGCUUGGGUUCAACUUCAAGACGAUGGAACGCGAGGGGAUCUUAAUGUACGCGGCGGGGGCCCAGGGCGACUACAUCAGCCUGGAACUGCAGCAGGCCCAACUGGUCUUCAGCAUAAGCCUUGGUGAGUUUGGAGGGGGGGAAACCAUGCAAGUCCCUACUCAGAGAUAGGCAACGUGGUGCCCUCCAGCUUUCAUUGGGCUCCAAGUCCCAUCAUCCCUGACCAUUGACCACACUGGUGCCAGAUGGUGACAAGCUGCUAAGGCAGUGAUUGGGUACCUGGGUGGAAAUCUGCAGUUGUGACAUAACUAAUUUGUGAAUAUCCUUGUUUGAUGUGAGAGUAAAUAACUGAUAACAACAACAACAAUUUUAUUAUUUAUACCCUGCCCAUCUGGCUGGGUUGCUCCACCUUCCAACACAUAUAAAAACAUAAUAUAACAUCAAAUAUUAAAAACUUCCCCAUACAGGGCUGUCUUCAGGUGUCUUCUAAAAGUUGUGUAGCUCUUUAACUCCUUGACAUCUAAUGGGUGGGCAUUCCAGUAUACCUGAAGGAGCGUCUUCACGCCCAUCGUUCAGCCCAGACACUGAGGUCCACCUCCGAGGGCCUUCUGGCGGUUCCCUCACUGCGAGAAGAGAGGUUACGGGAAACCAGGCAGAGGGCCUUCUCGGUAGUGGCGCCCUCCCUGUGGAACGCCCUCCCAUUAGAUGUCAAGGAAAUAAACAACUAUUUGACGUUUAGAAGACAUCUGAAGGCAGCCCUGUUUAGGGAAGUUUUUAAGGAUUGAUGUUUUAAUGUAAUUUUAAUCUUUUGUUGGAAGCCACCCAGAGUGGCUGGGGAAACCCAGCCAAAUGGGCAGGGUAUAGAUAAUAAAUUAUUAUGAUGAUUAUUAUUACUGCUACUACUACAGAAGCACAAUGAAGGCAUAACAUUAAUCAAGGCAGUCAAACUCAUAGCAAUGCAUGUAGAUGUUUCAGGGUGCUAAGAUUUGAGAUUUCGUUUAGCAGACUUCUCCUGUGAAGCUCUCUGGCAGAGGUGGUGCAGUUUGCAACGUCUGCAUGCAAGACUUUGGCAGCUGAGCCCACUAAGCAGCUCAGGCUAAGCAGAGAUGAUCUUGAGCUGAAAUGACAUAAAGUUGAUAGACUUUCAUCUUUAAAUGUGAGCACCGCAUUUGCAUGUGAAAUGGCUGUAUUUGUGAGAGAGAUUUAAAGGGCAUGCGAAUGGGUGGAUGGGUGCACGCCAAACCUUUCUGCUGCCCUUCAUCCCCCUGCUUCCAUCUCCCCAGCUACUUUUAUCUCAGCUAAUCUCUUGAUAGCGAAAGUGAGCUUAGCUGGGAGAAAGCGUCUGUGGAGGAUAAAGCUGGCUGGAGUAAGGGCCCUACACUUCUUUGACCUUUCAGAAUUGCAACCCACAUCUGCCACACCUGUGAAUAGACACAAGAUAAUAUCAGUGGUAAAGUGGUAAAGGGACGUGGGUGGCGCUGUGGGUUAAACCACAGAGCCUAGGACUUGCCGAUCAGAAGGUCGGUGGUUCGAAUCCCCGCGACGGGGUGAGCUCCCGUUGCUCGGUCCCUGCUCCUGCCAACCUAGCAGUUCGAAAGCACGUCAAAGUUCAAGUAGAUAAAUAGGUACCGCUCCGGUGGGAAGGUAAACGGCGCUUCCUUGCGCUGCUCUGGUUUGCCAGAAGCGGCUUAGUCAUGCUGGCCACAUGACCCGGAAGCUGUACACCAGCUCCCUCGGCCAAUAAAGUGAGAUGAGCGCCGCAACCCCAGAGUCGGCCACGACUGGACCUAAUGGUCAGGGGUCCCUUUACCUUUACCUAAUAUCAGUGGUACCUUGGUUUUCCGAGUGUCUUGGAAGCCAAACAUUUCGGUUUUCGAAUGCCGGAAACCUGGAAGUAAAUGUUUCCGUUUUCGAACGCGCCUCGGAAGUCAAACGUCUCCCACUGCGUUUUUUCCCCAAAUUUCUCUAUUGAAAUUGCCAACUGCCCUUUACGCCUUAGUUGCCGAACUUUUCGGAAGUCAAACGGUGUUCCGGAAUGGAUUAUGUUCAACAACCGAGGUACCACUGUUUCUGUAAACAAACAAUAACCGUCCCCAAAAAUGGCAAAAGUAGUUUCUUUCCCAAAUAGGUUUUAUCUUAAACAAUGGCAAACGCAGUAAAUAAAGAGUUCCCUUGUAAUAUGUCAGCGGUUCAGUGCUCAUUUCUUCUCUUUCCAAAAUAGAUUUUAUCUUGAACAAUGGCAAACAUGGUAAUAAAUGGUCCACUUGUAAUGUAUCAGUGGUUCAGUGCUUGGACGUUGUUCUGGUAACCUGGCAUUUCGUCGCUAAAGAGCUUAGUCAUCGAGCUUUGUAGUAAAUAGUGUACAAGAGAAGACUGUUGGCAGUAAUCCAGCCUAGAGGCCACCAGAGCAUAGACAACAGAAGUUAGACUAUUCCUGUUCAGAUAGAGGCACAGCUGAGCCACCAGCCAAAGCUGAUGGAAGGCACUCCACAUCACUGAGGCCACCUGAACCUCAAGCAACAGCAAAGGAUCCAGGAGGAGCCCCAAGCUAUCUUAUCUGCUCCUUCAGAGGGAGUGUAGGGAACCACCCACUAACAGACUUAGCUGGAUUGAACUUCAGUUUAUUGGCUUUCGCCCAGGCCGUUACCAAGGCAAGACUGCAGUCCAUCACACAUCCACUGCCACACCUGCAGAUAUUAAAUAAAUAAUAGAAUAAUAUAUUGUUAUAUUAAUGGUCUAUUAUUGUAUUAACUUUUCCUUAGUUCACUGACUGAUUUGAUUUUGUAUCCUGCUCUUCCUCCCCCAAAAGCCCAGGGUGGCAAACAAAUAAUGCUGUUUAAAAAGGAAACAAAAAACAUGACAAUUAAUGACAAUGUAAAUAAUAAAAAAUCAAUUUAAAACGCCCUGAAAGCUGUUGGAGAUCUUCGAUUCAGAGAUCUGCAGGUUUCCUGGAACAGUGUUCUUCAGCCACCCAAAUUCCUGAGUUGCAGCUUCAGAAUUGACCUCUUGCUCAGUUUUCUGGGAAUUUUCUUUCAGUACAUAAAAACAGCAUUCUUUGCCUGUCUUCUGCCCAUGUGUAUAUACUGGCUCACCAAAUAACCAAGGCCAAAAGUUGGAUUUAAGAGGGGCACUGAAAGAACUCGAAUGACUUGGCUCUGCUCUUCUGCGGAAAAUAUCUCCCGCAUCCUGUUGACAUGCUGUUUCUGCUCCCCAGGCAACAGCUCACUAAACAUGAGCGGAGGGGAGACGAUUAUGAAACUGGGAAGUCUCUUGGAUGACCAACACUGGCACCAAGUUCGCAUCGACCGCUACAGGCGAUUUGUCAAUUUCAGCUUGGACGGGGAGGUCUUGCAGUACCGCCUUAACGGAGAGUUUGAUCAGCUUGACCUGGACAAAGAGGUGAUUGGGAUGGCAUGGCAUGGUGGGCAGCUGCUCCCAGCUCUGCCAGGGGUUUACACUUGUGAUGCCCUGAUUGGAGAUUUUAAAUUUAAGCCCCAAAUUGAACCCUGCUCUUCUCCCUUUCUCCAUGGCAGUGGUACCUUUCAGUGUUUCCCAGCCUUACAUAUUUGAUCCCCUCUGGGUUUCCUUGACUUCUGCAGAUCUUCUUUGGGGGAAUAAUGAACUAUGAGAAGCAGCGCCUUGUCUAUCGGCCAAACUUCCGUGGCUGCAUGGAAAACAUUGCCUACAAUUUGGUCUAUAUCAGCAACUUGGCAAGACGUCGUAAACCGUCUAUUAGGAUCGAGGUGAGGAUGAACGUGUUACUGUGGUCUGCAAAAAUAGAGAGAGAGAACUUUGUUUAGUUGCCCCUGACUCUGUUGUAGAUGUUUGCUAAGAUUGCGGAAGCAGCUUUGUUGUUGUUUAGUCGUUCAGUCAUGUCCGACUCUUCGUGGCCCUAUGGACCAGGCACUCCUGUCUUCCACUGCCUCCCGCAGUUUGGUCAGACUCAUGUUGGUAGCUUCGAGAACACUGUCCAACCAUCUCGUCCUCCGUCGUCCCCUUCUCCUUGUGCCCUCCAUCUUUCCCAGCAUCAGGGUCUUUUCCAGGGAGUCUUCUCAUGAGGUAGCCAAAGUCUUGGAGCCUCAGCUUCAGGAUCUGUCCUUCCAGUGAGCACUCAGGGCUGAUUUCCUUCAGAAUGGAUCGGUUUGAUCUUCUUGCAGUCCGUGGGACUCUCAAGAGUCUCCUCUAGCACCAUAAUAGUCCAAAUGUAGGGCUCUUCGGCUUACACUUAUUCUAUUAUGAGGCUUGCAUUGACCAUGCAGCCCUCUGCACUUCUGUUAUUUUCUCUCUCUAGUAAAUUCAGAAGCAAGUAGACUUUUAUAGAGAUGCCUGCAUAUUCAGCCCCCAGACAUAUUUUCCUCUGGGUCUGCUGCCCAUCACCUGUUCAGUGGGGAGCAACGGAGAGAGAAAAGGACAAUGUUGUAUAAAGUGUAUGGCCGCUGCUCAUUUUUCUGUAAGAAAAGAUAAAAGUAGCAGAGAUAAUGCCUGAACAGAAAGGUGGAUCCUUAUUCCGUGCUAAAUGUUGCAUGUAUUUUGUGAUUGCACGUUUGGUGAUGCAAUUGCAUUUUGAAGUUUGAGGCUCUGAACAGCUGAGAAGCAGGACUUGCAGUUGACAUUGACAUUUUCCCGCUGAGAUGAUGGAGGUUUUUUAAAAAAAACCUCCUGCAAAGUCAGGACACCUAAAGGAUGUGGGAUGCUUUUGUUUUACAAAGUUUGUAGAUGAAAGAAAGUCAAAGGACUGAAAUUCUGAGGUGUCAGAAAAGGUUAUUUAUGUAUGCAACAACUGUGGCCUGUGCUUUGUUAGCCCCAAAAUGGAAAAUGAGUGAGGUCCCAACCAAAGAAGAUUGGCAACUUAAAUUGACAAAAUAUGCACGACUUGCAGACUUAACAUACAGAAUAUGAGAACAAGAAGAACAUACGUUUAGAGAAGAUUGGAAAACGUUUCUCGAAUAUAUGGAAAAUAAUUGUGCACAGCUGACAACGCUGGCAGCAUUAAGAUAAAUUCAACAGUGUAACUAAGUUUUGAAGGCUGCAAUAAUGGAAAACCGAUUGGUGUAGUUUUUGUAAAACAUGCAGGGAUAUAAGAUACGUAAAAUGAAUCACAGAAAUAGAAGAUGGGAAGUCAUCGAUACCUUAAGUAUGUAAAAUGUUUAUCUGAAAUUGUAAAACAUAAAAUUUAAUAAAAAUCAUAUUUAAAAAAAGGAAAGAAAGUCGAAGAAGUAAAUGGAAUGAGAACGCCGAGUGGAGUUACGCCUCUGUUUCCACCUACAUCCGAGGCUACUUCAGGCACUGCCCUGUUCUUAGCACCAGAAACAUGAUAACAUUAAUUUUAUUCCAAAAGAAGCCGGAGAUUUGCAACCUGCAGAGUUGUGUGCCUGUUAAUAAGUCCAUCUGCUGCACAGUGCAGUCACAGGAGCAUAUGGCCCUGCUGUGAUGGAACAUCAACCAAGCCACCUCCUUAGCUGUCUUCUCCUUUGUUUCAGGGCCACUUGGGCGACUACUGUCGAGACAACCUCUUGUUCCCUUUCACCUUCGCUGGGGUCAACAACUUCUUGCAGGUGCCCGGGUACCCGCGCCGCAAUCAGCUGGCCGUCAGCUUCAGCUUCCGCACCUGGGACGUUGUGGGGCUGCUCAUGUACACGUCCUUUGCAGACGACCUGGGCUGGCUCGAGAUGGUGUUGAGCGACGGGCAGAUCAACGUGACCAUCGCUCAGCCAAAAACCAAAACGAAGACCAAGAAGCUGGAGUUUGCGGCAGGUAUGGGGAGGGGACGGAGGAGGGACGGUUUUCUUCUACAGUGGUACCUUGGAUAGUGGUUGAACAACUUGGAACCCGAACGCUGCAAACCCAGAAAUAAGUGUUCUGGUUUGCGAACAUUUUUCGGAAGCCGAACGUGCUCCAUUUUGAGUGUUACACUUCCAAUUUGAGUGCUACACUUCCGAUUUGAGUGCCACGCUUCCGUUCCAAGUGUUACGCUGAGAUCUGUCUGUUUUUGCUAUUUAUUUUGCAUUUUUGUUUUUGCGGCUUUCUUUUGUUUUCUUGACUGUGUGGAACCCAGUUCGGUUACAGUGGUGCCUCGCAAGACGAAAAGAAUUUGUUCCGCGAGUCUUUUCGUCUUGCGAUGUUUUUCGUCUUGCGAAGCACGGUCCGUCGCAACUGCGCCUCUUCAAGCGGCUUUAAAAAAAAAGCACAAGACGUUUUCGUCUUGCAAAGCAAGCCCAUAGGGAAAUUCGUCUAGCGAAGCAACGCAAAACCGAAAAACCCUUUCAUCUAGCGAGUUUUUCGUCUUGCGAGGCAUUCGUCUUGCGGGGCACCACUGUACUGACGGAUUGAUUGUGUGACUGCAGUACAUUGUUUAUUGCUUUCAUUUUUUCGAUCAGUGGUCUACUUAGACAGUAAAAUUCAUGUUAAAUUGCUGUUUUAGGGGUUGUUUUUAAAAGUCUGGAACGGAUUAGUCCUUUUUGCAUUACUUUCUAUGGGAAAGUGUGCCUUGGUUUUGGAACACUUUGGUUUUGGACCGGAAUUCUGGAACGGAUUAGGUCUAAGAACCAAGGUAUCACUGUAAUUGUUUUGAGGUGAAACUUUAAAAUGCCUGCCCUGGAGGCAAAACGGAUGAAUGCAAUGUAGCAUGCCGUUUGGGUUUUUUUGUUUUUGUUUUAAAAAUUAUGCAUUCUGUUGCAUUGUGUCAUCAGAAUCACUCAAGGUAGCAGAUAUUUCAUUGAGGGCUUUGGUGGCCCCAGAUGUGGGGGCCCGUGGCUCCAGCGUGAGGAGUCUGAGGAGUCUUAUCCCCUCGUGUCCCUCCACCCACAGGAUAUCGCCUGAAUGAUGGCUUCUGGCAUUCGGUGGCCUUGAUGGUGCGCGAAACCAUGGCCGUCAUCACCAUCGAUGACCAGAAUGACGCCAGCUUCCGUGUUGACAGAGACAUUCAGCUGCGCACGGGAAACCAGUACUUCUUUGGAGGUGGGUUCUGGGCUGGUUAAGGGUUAAAGGGGGAACUGGACAUUUUUUUGCAAGAGGGUGGGCUGACAGUUGGUUAACUAAUAGGCAGUCGUCAGGCUUCGGGGAAUCCUAUCCCUCCCACAUAGCAGCCAAGAAGAAGAGAAACAAUAAAAGUUCUUACCAAGUAAUUUAUUCAAUAUUCACAGAGAGACACGAAGGUAUGCAGUAUCCCCUAGAUAAUGGCGUUGCUCCAAGUCUCUUGGCGUCUCUUCUGUUCUCUGUCACCCCUGCAUCGGCUAAUCUGAGCUUUCUGCCUCUGAGCUUUUUGUUCUACUACCCUCAAUGCUCAUCUGGUUCUGGGAGAGGGGGGUCAGGAAUGCUUUCUAAAGGCACUGAGUCUGUAAGCUGUCUCUCCCCUGGUGCUGCUUCUUCUUCCUGCUGCUCCCCCAAUAUUCCCCAGCUUCUCCACUCUUCAGCCACUGAACUGUGACCUUCUGCAAACCACUGUUCUAAAUCUAUAAUGUCCUCUUGUUCUCGGGAAGGUUUGGGAGAAGGGGCAGUGACCCCCACCAUUCCUCCUCAGUCUAGCCCCUGACAGCAGCAAGCUCUAUGGGUCCACGGGAGCUGCCUGCUGAUGUACUGCUUUUGAGAACAACUAUUAAGGGAGGCACCUGAGAAGAGAUGGGGAGGCAGCCAGGCGCAUGUAUUGUAAGCUGCUCUGAGUUACCUUGGGAAAAGAGUGACCCAUACAUUUAAUAAAUAAUAAAAACGAAAAGAGGAACAAACGGCUCAGUUGUUUUAAGCCAUUUUAAUCUAGGUGCAAAUUGAAGUUUGAAGGUGUUGGAACGAGGCCUAGCUAAAUCUCAUGGUCACGGAAAGGAGGAGCGUAGACUAAGGAGGACUGUUCUAGAAAUGGGGGCUAGUCAUCAGUGCCAUCACCUCCAAGGUAAAAAGAACAGGACAGAAGAAGCCCAAAAGCAAAAUGCAUUGCAAACUAAAUGUACAAUAGUAAAGGUAAAGGGACCCCUGACUAUUAGGUCCAGUCGUGGCUGACUCUGGGGUUGCGGCACUCAUCUCGCUUUACUGGCUUAGGGAGCCGGCAUACAGCUUCCAGGUCAUGUGGCCAGCAUGACUAAGCCGCUUCUGGCGAACCAGAGCAGCGCACGAAAACACCGUUUACCUUCCCACCGGAGUGGUACCUAUUUAUCUACUUGCACUUUGACGUGCUUUCGAACUGCUAGGUGGGCAGGAGCAGGGACCGAGCAACGGGAGCUCACCCCGUCACGGGGAUUCGAACCGCCGACCUUCUGAUCAGCAAGCCUUAGGCUCUGUGGUUUAACCCACAGCGCCACCCACAUCCCACAUAUAAUACACAGGGCAUCACGUUAUUUCCUCAUCCAAUCACUUUUUUUGUUUCUGUUUCGUGAAACGUAACGGAGGAAUUUCCCCCUUCCUUUUGGUUGAUGGUCGCUGCGUCUUUCCUAGGCUGCCCCAAGCCAGCCUCUCGUACCGGCUGUGCCUCCAACCAAACGGCCUUCCAUGGGUGCAUGCAGAUGGUCAGCGUGGACCGGCAGCCCAUCGAGUUAGAUAUGGUCCGUCUGCACCGGCUCGGCAAGUACUUUGAGGUGUACUUCAACGUGUGUGGCAUCACAGACAGGUACGCUUGCCGGAGUGGCAGUUCUGGCCUGGGCAGAAGAUGGUGGCUUCGGCUGGCAAGACCAGGGGAUGAGGUCUAGCUGGUUCUCCCUGCUGUCUGUUUGGGCCAAGCCUAUAGAAAUAGCAUGGUAGGAACCCAGGGGAUGCUCUGAGAGUGUGCGGGGUCUGGGUCCAGGUCAGUGCUUGCAUGGGAGAUGCCCAGAAAGCUCACUCACACAUCAUUUAAUUUUUAAUUCUUUUAAUUUUAUUGAAGGUUUUCAACUAUAUUAUUGUAUUGUAUUGUAGUGUAGUGUAGUGUAUUAUUUAUAUAUACCCCGCCCAUCUGGCUGGGUUUCCCCAUCUACUCUGGGCGGCUUCCAACAAAAGAUUAAAAACACAUUGAAACAUCAGACAUUAAAAACUUCCCUAAACAUAGACCAUUAAAUUUAAUAGACCAUUAAAUUCAAACUAAACUAAAAAGAAUAAUAAAAAACAAACAGAAAAAACUAGAGAAAAAGAAAGAUACAUGAAUAAUAACCCUUAUAUGCUCCUCAUAAAAUUAUAAAUAUAUCUACGUAGGCCUCAGAGAGUUGAAUCUUCCUGCCUCCCACCUGGGAGAACUUCUCCUUCUUGAGUCUCCCACUCUGAGAAAAACCACUCUGGCCUGCUUCUCAUAAUAGGCUCCUUCCUCUUCUCUCUGUAGCUCCCUCAAUAUGUUUUCUUGAAGGCAGGCGAGAUGUGGACUUCCUUGCCCAGAUGGAGGAGAAAUGUUUUUGUAUUCUUCAAUCUGGUCUCGGCAAGCUUUGGGGGACGCUUGGGAAAAAUGGUUCAUGCUGGACUCGGAAGGUGCAUCUUGUCUGCUAUGCCUACUCCUGUUCCUCAGGAAAGGGCUUGAAAAUAACCUAGCAGAUGUCAUCUCACCAGUUUAGAGAGAUCGGAGCUUUUGCUCGCAGUUGAAAUAUCAACACAGUUAUUUUUUGAUCGCCUCCUUCUCAAAGAACCUUCGAGAGUGGGGAAAGGACCUUCUAAAAUUAUCAUGAAAGUGGAGAAAAAGGUUAAGGAACUUGGGGGAAACACACAGAUUCUUUAUAAAAAAAUUUAAGGGAUGUUGUAGAUACUAGGAGAUGAUAUAUUGAUUUAAUAGUGUCCUUCCUAACUCAUGCUUGUGAGUGAGCAGCAGAGUGCAUUCUCCACAAUAUAUAUCAGGAAGCUAGUUGGUAGAUUCGUUUGAAUCUCUUUACUUAAGCAAUCCUAUGUGGCUUUGUUCAGCUUGGGUUUGGUUCCUGGUAAGUCCCCUUUUAUCCCUCCCAAAAAAGAAUAAAGACACAACAGUCUUCUUUUAAAAGAAAUAAGAAGUUUACUCACAUUCAGUUCACGGUUGGAUCCCUCUAAGCUUUAGCUUAGAGUUACAGAAGAGGGUUUGAGUUCAUCCCAUAUGGGAAUGAGCCCAUGUCCUGGUGGCUGAGAGCCAGCAGACAACAAAAUACUUCAGUUUCAAGAGGAAGAAGAAGGGAGGUGUCUGCGUAACCCCUUUUAUGUGGUCUCCCAGGAUCACACCCACCAACCUGGUCACACGCAGGGGGAGGACGCUCCAGACCAGGUGUGAUAGGAAGUCCUCCUGGCUGUGGAGUAACACCCCUCUGUGUGUCCACUCUGGGCAAACAGGAAGUGUUGUACUUGACUGCUUGUGUUACAUACCACAAAUGGGGCAAAUGCCCCUGAAGAAAACUAGCCCAGGGUGUUCAGUAGCCAGUAUCUGGGGGUGGGAGAAUUUAAAAUCUUGAAUGGAGAUGGAAUAGGGUCUCCUGGAAGGAGGGCAGACUGGCAGAAGUGUGCCACACUGCCAUGUUAUGUUGCAGGUCCCACUGCAGGAGGCUGGCAGUGCCAUCAUGCUUUAAUGUUGUAAACUGCCCUGUGAUCUUUCAACAAAGGGCGGUACGUAAAUUUAAUAAAUAAUAUUCAUGAUCACAGUCAUGCCGUGCCUAUGAGCUUACUGUGGGUAUUGGCUUUGCCAAAGGUGAAGUCAAAAGCGCCAGGCUAGAGGGGUCCCGCAAGGCAGUUUUCGAUGUUUCAGGAGUGGCAGUUGUCUUGCCAACAAACUAGAAAAGAGAUGGUGUACCAGGAAGCUUGACUGACUGAUUGAUUGAUUGAUUGAUUGAUUGAUUGAAUUUAUAUUCCGCCCUAUAUCCGGAGAUCUCAGGACAGCUCACAGAACACAAAACCACAAAAUAUAUUAUCAAGAUAAAAACAACAACCCAAUUACCACCCCCAACCACGUUUUAAAAGGGCAUCGGAUGUCAAUCAAAUCUACCAAAGGCCUGGUUAAAAAGGAACGUUUUUGCCGGGCACCUAAAGGUGUAUAAUGAAGGCGCCAGGCGAACUUCCUUGGGGAGAGCAUUCCUCAGAUGGGGAGCCGCUGCAGAGAAGGCCCCGUUCUCGUGUUGCCACCCUCCGGACCUCUUGAGGAGGAGGCUUGGAUCCCUGCUGCGAUGGGGAGUCCCUUCCUCUAGUGCCAGCUUGCUUCUCAUGUCAUCCCAGGUGCACUCCCAACAUGUGCGAACAUGGAAGCCGCUGCAUCCAGUCCUGGGAUGACUUCACCUGCAUCUGCGACUUGACGGGCUACAAGGGGGAGACCUGCCACACACGUGAGGCCCUGAGGAUGGAGAGGGGAAGGGAGAACUUGAGGUGCUGACCACACGAGUGCUGACCCUUCACUUUCUUCUUAAACCUUGCAGCCGUUUACAAGGAAAGCUGCGAGGCCUACCGACUCAGCGGCAAAGUAUCUGGAAACUACACCAUUGACCCGGAUGGCAGCGGGCCCCUGAAACCCUUUUACGUCUACUGUGAUAUUCGAGGUAUGGUGGAAAUGUGUGGGAUACUGGUCUUUAUCAGGGGGUGUUCAGUGCAGGCUGGAAUAGGCACAGCAGCGAAAAGAAAAGGGAGUCUUGUAGUAUAUGCAGAGAGCAAAGCCAUCAUCGCUGAGCAAAAUGAGCCAGACUCUACCAAUAUAUUAUUUAGAUGCCCAAGUAGCCCAGGCACUGUGCAAAAACUGUUGAAAGAGAAUAUGUCAGAACCUGAAAGCUUUACAACAGAAAUCUUCAGCUUGUAAUCUAAAUUUUGCAAAGGGGUAGUGUAUCAUUUUUAUGUGCUGAAUAUCGGCAAGCAACGCCCUUUCCUUUCCUGGAAUGCUGCUUUUCUGUAUUGUUGCUGAUUUAUGGAAUGUGGCAUCACAUGAAAAAACAUUACUGGUUGUAUUUUGCUGCUCGUCUAAAUAGCAACAAGUGUUGCGGCAGAGAGCGCUUUUAAAAAAUGGCAAAUGGAAAAGGCCAGAAGCAUAAUGGAGGUGAGAGGUGUUGGGGACUGGCUGGACCAAAGCGGAAUAGUGGGAGCCCCAAGAGAAGCCCCAGAGGAGGAAGGAGCAGAGCCUGGGGAUUGGUGGUGGGACACUGAGGAGAGGUCAGAGGGAGAACUGGAUGCUGAAGGGGCAACGGGGUUUAGUGAGCAGCGAGAGCCGGUGACAGGGAGCAGUUCAGACUCAGAGGAUGAAGCAGAGGAGGUGGGUUCAAGAGGCUGCUGAAGAAUCCAAGGAGUCUCCCUCUUCAGCUGUGACAAGCUCCCCUCCCUGCUGGUCUCUAAGAUAAUGAGAGCAAAACAGAGGGCAGAGGUGCGCAGACACAGUUUGAGACUGCUUGGGAAAUGUCUGGGAGAGGAGGAGCUUUAGACAGGGUGGAAGGCAGGGGCCUUCAGUUCUGGCAACUGCUCUGGCAAGACCUACUGGGAAUUGUUGCUGAGUUGUAUGCCGUAUCCUUGAAUAAGGAGUUAGCUUCACGGGCAAUUGCCUCUGCCUCUCUGUGCUGAGCUGCAUUGACUCCAACCUUGACGAGUUGUGGCACCUGGUGCGAUUCCUAGCAUCUCGAAGUAGGACGGGUUACCCAGCCUGAAAUCCUGCCAGCCAGUGUAGACAGCACUGGGCUAGGCUGAUCGAUCAUUCAGCUUUUGUAAGGUCUUCUGAUGGAGGCUGGCUCUGUAAACUGGCUACAGAGGGUUUCCAUAGCCAGCCCUGCAGGCCACUGUCUCCAUUGCAUGGGGGGGGCAGUUGUUUUUCCUGUCGCACACUCGUUUUGCACCCUUUCUGCCUUCCAGAGGACCGGGCUUGGACCAUCGUCUGGCACAAUCGAUACUGGGUCACACGAGUGACCGGUUACAGCCCUGAAAGGCCUUUCCUGGGCACUGUGGACUACUGGAACGCCUCGUGGAGCGAGGUGUCGGCUCUGGCCAACGCCUCCGAGUACUGCGAGCAGCAAAUUGAGUUCCGCUGUUACUUCUCUCGCCUGCUCAACACCCAGAGUAAGUGACCAGGCGGACGGAGCUGCACGGCUGCACCCUCGGGUGCUGUGUGGGUUUCGCUUUUAGCACCUGCUAAAAUUUGAAAUUUGCUAAAAUUGAACCAUUCCAGGUGGCUUGUUUUGGUUCUGCCUCUUCUCCCUGGUCCCUGUGCAGAACCUGUUUUUCUCAAGUGGGAAACUUCUAAAGUUAGGCUCAUGUUUUCGGUGGGUACCUUGCCCUACCUUCUGUGCCAUCGUUCCCCAAGUUGGUGCCUUCCAGCUGGUGCUAAAAUACAACUCCCAUCAUCCCAUUGGGCAUGCUAGAUGGGGGUGAUGGGCAUCGGAGAUGGGGCUCUGUGUGCAGGCAGCCACUCAGAAGGACUGUAAAAGUAAAGGUAAAGGGACUCCUGACCAUUAAGUCCAGUCGUGGCCAACUCUGGGGUUGCAGCGCUCAUCUCGCUUUAUUGGCCGAGGGAGCCGGCGUACAGCUUCUGGGUCAUGUGGCCAGCAUGACUAAGCCGCUUCUGGCGAACCAGAGCAGCGCACAGAAACGCCGUUUACCUUCCCACUGGAGCGGUACCUAUUUAUCUACUUGCACUUUGACGUGCUUUCAAACUGCUAGGUUGGCAGGAGCAGGGACCGAGGAACGGGAGCUCACCCCGUUGCGGGGAUUCGAACCGCCGACCUUCUGAUCGGCAAGUCCUAGGCUCUGUGGUUUAACCCACAGCGCCACCGGCGUCCCUCCCAGAAGGACUGUUGUUCCAGGUAAACCACCUGUUUCUUUCAGAUGGGUCCAAGGGCUGAGCCAAGCCCUGGAAUGCCACCUGUUCCAACACCUCUCUUGAGCCUGCCUUCAUAUGAUUCACUAGGCAUUGCUCACUCUACUCUGAGGUUGAUCUUUACCUGUAUCAUGACUAGAAACUUGAAAGUAUUCAUGCUCCCCAAAGAAGCAUGGAGCAUGGGAGCAUGAAUACUUUCAAGUUUUGGGUUAUUAUAGGGACAGAACUACCUAAAAUUGUAUAGAAAUUUAUUUAUGUAUGCUACUACAGCAGCAAGAACGCCACUUGCCCCAAAGUAGAAAGAAGCAGAAAUCCCAGUAAAGGAAGAAUGGAUACAAAAACUCAUGGAAUAUGCAGAAAUGGCAAAACUUACUGGAGGAAUAAAAAAUAAAGAUAGCAAACUUUUUUUUAUAAAAGAAUGGAAACGGUUUAUUGAAUAUUUACAGAUAAAUUGCAAACAGAUAAAAACAUUAUCAGGAUUAUUGUAACAACCUGCAAUUUCACAAGAGUGAAUAUUUACAGUAGAUAAUUAAAUGAGCAAGUGAAAUGAAUUUCAAUAUGCAGACGAUAUUAACAAAUAAUAAUAAGGAACCGCAGAAAGGGAAGAAAGUCGAAUUUUGAAAUGUGGAAUUGAUUGUAAAACUAAUGAAAUGUAUAAACUUGAAAAGUAUAUAUAUAAAAAAGUAUUCACGGCUGGAAAAAAUUCAGGGUGCUGAGCUUUGCAUUACCCGAUGGCACUGUUGUCACAGAAUGCAGGCAACCCCCCUAGACAGAGGAGAUCUUUACUAGGAAGAGAUCUUCAGGUUGUGUUAGAUAUCUGAAUGAAAACGUAAGUUUGGUAUGCAGAGGCAGCGGAGUGGGUUAAAUGGACCUCUGGCCUGAUUCAGCAGGUGGUAGUUUUGCCUCAUCGCUGUCAACUUUCAGAUUUGAAAAUAAGGGACCAGCAGCCUCGAAAAUAAGGGAUCAGCAGCCUCACCUGUCCCGUGGACAGCCUACGGGAUAUCUAACAAUCUGGGAUAGCAGCGGGAAACGGCGCUGGAAUAAAGGAAUUUCCCACAAAAAAAGGGAAGGUUGACAGAUAUGUUUUUCCGUCUGCCUGCGAGCAGGCUCUGUGAGAUCUCCCUCUGACAGGCUCUCUCGUUCUUCCUUAGCUGGGAUGCCGCUGAGCUUCUGGAUGGGCCGAAACGAAGAGCGCCAUUACUACUGGGGGGGCUCUCCCCCAGGGCUGGGGCGCUGCGCUUGUGGCAUGGACAAGAACUGCGCCGACCCCCGUUUCUACUGCAACUGCGAUGCGGACCAUGCCAUGUGGUGAGAGAGAAGGCGGCCCUCGUCCCUCCAAGGAGGGCCUUGGGUGGUCAUGGCGGCGGGUGCGAAACGUAUAUUCCUAACUGAUAGCGGGCCCAGUUUCCCACAACCAUGGUGUUAUGUACUGAAGUUCUCACCCUGGGCCAGCAGGGGGAUACUGUAAAUAGUUCAGGUCCACAUGCAAAUAAGGGAUCAAAAGUGACCUUCAGUGAUUGGAUAGUUACAGAAAGUUGUUACUGUUGCAUUGUAGUGGAGCUCUAUAUAAGCAGGCUGGCUGAACCCUUCAGUUCAGUUCAGUUCUGGCCUCUGAAUAAACAAGAGCUGUUUGAAGAAUCGCUGUGUCGUCUGAUAUGUUCACCCACAACUUAACACAUUGCUCUCUCUCUCUUCCAGGCGGGCGGAUAAAGGGCUGCUGAAUUUUGUCGACCAUCUUCCUGUCACGCAGGUGGUGAUCAGCGACACGAACCGCACCGGGUCGGAGGCCCAAUUCUAUGUGGGCCCGUUGCGUUGCUAUGGCGACCGUGAGUAGCGGACUGAGGAUACGGAUGCCGUUCCCUCGUGUGUCUAUCGGAAUGGAUGGAGGGCCCCUGAGGGAGGACGGGAUGGGGCUCGCACCCAUUUUUACAUGCGCUAAUAACGGACUUCCUACGAUUUGCAGGCAACUCUUGGAAUACCGUUUCUUUCGUCCGGGGAAUGGCUUUGAUCUUCCCCACUUUCCAAGUCAACUACAGCCUGGAUAUCAGCUUCUUCUUCAAGACUUCUGCCCCAUCUGGCACUUUCCUGGAGAACAUCGGGCCGAAGAACUACAUCCGUGUGGAGCUUAACAGUACGGAAUCGUCAUUGAAAUUCCACUCAGUAUUGAUCCAGAGUAGAUCCCAAUGUAUAGUUAGCAGAGUAAGAACUUAAACACGUUGCAGGAUUCCCAAAAAAUAGACAAGAGGCAAUUAUAUUUCAUCCAGCAGAGCUUUACUGCUACUGAAGGCAAAUGAGCAUAAUGGUCACAAAUCCAAUACAUUCAGGAUUGGCCCUGUCCAUAAGAAAACCAGUUGCAGAAGACUUACAAUAACUUAUAAUAAGACUAAACCUUAAUACUAUAUAUACUAUGUACAGAACACCACACCAGAAGGAAGAGAGAAAGUGAAACUUAGGCUCCUUCUGGCCUCUUAUUAUAGUCAGAAGAGCUAAGAGAACCAGUUUAAACCAGCUGUAUUCAGCUUCUCUGAAGGAAUAACCCAAACAUCAUGAAGUUUCUUUCACACAGAGAAGCUUCCAGAAGCUUCCAGAACCCUCUUAAAUUAAGUAGAAUAGGAAAGAUCUCUACACAGCAGAUCAAUACUUUCUGUACUAAGAAAUGCAAACUGACAGGAACUGGGAACUCGAGGCAGUGGGAGUAGUCCGAGAGGCCUUCUUAGACAGAUAUUGAAUGUAUUGGCACUUUGCCCAAUCCCAGUGGUGUGCAAAAUGCAGGGCUCCGUCCGCAUGGUACAUUUGAAGCGGCAUCAAAUAACUUUAAAUAGGGUUCCCCCCAAAGAAUUAUGGGAGAUGGCGUUUGUUAAGGGUGCUGGGUGUUCUCCCCUCACAGAACUGCAGUCCCCAAAGUUUCUUGGGGAGAGGGAUCGACUGUUAAACCACUCUUGAGAAUUGUAGCUCUGUGAGGGGAAUAGGGGUGUCCUAACAACUCUCAGCACCUUUAGCAAACUAUAGUUCCCAGGAUUCUCUGAAAGAAGCCAUGGCUGCUAAAAGUAGUAUGAUAUGUUAGAAAUGUGAACGAGAUGGAGAACUAAGGAUGUAUUGCUUGAAAACUGAAUCUUGAGUCAUCUAAGUAAUAUUAUUAAUAAUAAUAUUAAUUCUAUUAUUUGUACCUUGCCCAUCUGACUGGGUUGUCCCAGCCACUCUGGGCAGCUAAUAACAAAAUAUUAAAAACACAGCAAAACAUUAAAAACUUUCCUAUACUGGGCUGCCUUCAGAUGUCUCCUAAAAGUCAUAUAGUUCUUUAUCUCCUUGACAUCUGAUGGAAGGGUGUUCCAUAGGGUGGGUGCCACUACCGAGAAGGCCCUCUGCCUGGUUCCCUGUAGCUUCACUUCUUGCAGUAAGGGAACCGCCAGAAGGCCCUCAGAGCUGGACUUUAGUGUCUGGGCUGAACGAUGGGGGUGGAGACACUCCUUCAGGUAUAUAGGACCAAGGCCAUUGAGGACUUUAAAGGUCAGCACCAACACUUUGUGUUCCAAAACGUACUGGGAGGCAGUUUAGAUCCUUUAGGACUGGAGUUACAGGGUGGCUGUAGGAAAUCAUCAGGGCUACAGUCUCCAAAAAAACCAACAACACUUCCUUUUGUGCUUAUACUCAGCAGGCAGUGAACCCAGGUACAGGGAGAUAGCAUUAUUUAGGGCCCCCCCAAAGCAUAGCUGUCUGGAGGGGCAGAGACCCUCCCUCCUGGUCAGGGCCGUCUUAAGAAUAUCUGGCGCCGUGGUGCAAAGAUCCCGCCACCGCCGCUCGUUUCCCAGAGUUAUCGACCUUUUUAAGGGGGGGACCCCAAAGUUGUUGACCUUUUUAAGGAAAGGCUGCUCCCACCCUCACGCUGCUGCCCUGUGCUGCUUGAAUGUGGCUGGGCAUUGGCUGGGGCUGGGAAGCCGGGGCGGCACGGGAAGCAGGCGGGGGUCUUGUCCGGGCAGGGACAAGCAAAGCGAGCUGGGCUGUACGUGUCGCCACAGCAGAGAAGCGCGCUCACUCAGCUGCAGUCUCGCUGUCCUUGCUUGGGGAGGAAGGAGCGGGGAGGAGAGAGCAUGACUGGGAGGGGAUCGGGCAGGGGAAGGAAACGCGGUUUGUGUGAAGGGGUGCAGAGGUGGUGGGGGCAGUGGGAGGAGGCAGGCUCCAUGCAAGGCAGUGGAGAAGCAGGAGAAGGAGGGAGGGGUGCUGGGGGCAGCAGUUGCAGCGUGCAGCCUCAAGCGCAGGGAUCUUUUGAGGCAGAGUAGAUGAGGGGAGCGGGACGUGGGUGGCGCUGUGGGUUAAACCACAGAGCCUAGGACUUGCUGAUCAGAAGGUCGGCGGUUCGAAUCCCCGCGACGGGGUGAGCUCCCGUUGUUCGAUCCCUGCUCCUGCCAACCUAGCAGUUUGAAAGCAUGUCAAAGUGCAAGUAGAUAAUUAGGUACCACUCCGGCGGGAAGGUAAACGGCGUUUCCGUGCGCUGCUCUGGUUUGCCAGAAGCGGCUUAGUCAUGCUGGCCACAUGACCCGGAAGCUGUACGCCAGCUCCCUCGGCCAAUAAAGCGAGAUGAGUGCCGCAACCCCAGAGUCGGUCACGACUGGACCUAAUGGUCGGGGGUCCCUUUACCUUUACCUUUACCUACACGAGGGGAGCAGUGGUAGAGCCACGUUUAUGAUGCGCAGAGCUUGGGAUGCAAGCACACACCACGCAGCCGAGGAGGUGGUGUGGCACCAAGCCCCUGCUCCGCCUCGCUUACCUCCCUGCUCUUUCCUCCCCGGACUCUCCGCCUGGCGCCCUCCACUGCUUGGCACCCUGGCUCACUGCGCCACUACGCCCAAUGGUAAAGACGUCCCUGCUCCUGGAAGGCAGCUGUGGCGUGACACCUCUCUCCUGCUGCUGUUUUCUAGCUACCCGAGAUCUGGUAUUCAUAUACGACAUUGGCAACGGGGACGAGAACCUGACAGUGCACCGGGACAUGCCCUACAAUGACAACGAGUGGCACGAGGUCAGGGCGGAGAUCAACGUGAAGCUGGCUCGGAUGCGGGUUGACCGGAUGCCGUGGGUUGUGCGAGCAGCCCCUCCCCAGACCUUCCUUCACAUGAACCUCACGAAGCCUCUCUAUGUGGGUGAGUGAGGAUGGGCAGGAUGGCGUGAAUGAAUGAAUGAAAGAGGGAGAGAUAAUAAUAAUAAUAAUACAUGACUAGAUAAUAGUGAUGAAUAAUGAAGAACUUUAUAGUCAUCUGCACCCUUCAGGAACAAUGAAAUUACAUGACUGCUCCAUAAAAACACUAAUUAAUGCAAUACAGUAUAAUACAGACCAAGAGGAGAUUAGAUGACUGUUCAAAGAUCAGAGGCUUCCCAUUCAGGGCCGAGAUCGCUCUGGAGAAGAAGCUGUUCUUAAAGACGGCUACCUUCUGGUCUAUCAAAUCGUCCUGUAUCUCCGUCCGGACGGCAGAGGAGCUCCAGAAGAGACAGUGACCAGGAUGCGAUGGAUCGUUUUACUAUGUCCAGUGCCUUCCUAUGGCACCUUGUGGCAUAAAUCUGCUCUAAGGUGGAGAGUGGCAGCCAACAAUGCUCUCUGCUGCCUUAACUAUCCUGCACAACCCCAUCCUGUCCUGGUUGGUACAGCUUCAAUACACAUCACUAUUAAGCCAAUGAGUGAGCACGCUCUCAAUGGCACAGUGAUACCCUAUUGGAUGAGGUUCUUUCAUUGUUGAUCACCUCAAACUAGAACCAGGUUCAAUACAGCUUACUCAUCAAUAUGAAAAAGCUCAGCCAGCUCAGUUUUGUAACAGGCAAAAAUCUCAUUUUUGUGUGUGUGUGGGUGGUGAAAAUCUAGCUUUAUCAUCUUCACCAUCCUCUUCAUUUUAUUUGUUAAAAACUUUAUUUCCAUAGUUAAAAACUUAUAGGUUAAUUUUUUAAAAAAAUAAUUUUUAUUUGAUUUUACAUGUAAAAAGCUAUCACAUUACCAAAUGCAUCACCAUAUAUAGAGAUUUCUCUGAAUCUCGAAACUUCCCCCCCAUCCCCUCCAUGGGUCCUGUUGUCAACAUUUAUAAUUGCAUAUUAUUCCAUAAUCUCCAUUUUGAAUCCAUAGUGUUUGUUACAUUACAAGUGUGAUUAAAAUCCUGCUAAUGUUUCCAUCUGCUGACAGUGGUCUCCUAAAUAAAUUACAAUUUCCCACCAUUCUUUUAAAAAGUUCUUGUCCAGCUUCAAAGGCAACGGACUUUACAAAAACACCUUGCUGUUUUCCACUGGGACCAGAAGACUUAAAACGAGCUUGCCUAGAUCCAGCAAGGCAGCUGUUAACGUUUUCAUUUCCUGUCCCCCUUUCUUAGGCGCUGCCGAAUAUUACCUGCGCCCCUUCUUGGGCUGCUUGCGGGGCCUGCGCAUGAACGGGGUCACCCUCAACUUGGAGGGGAAAGCCAACGAGACGGAAGGAGUGCUUGUGAAUUGCACCGGGCAUUGCCGGAACCCUUUGGUGCCGUGCCGGAACUACGGCACCUGCCUGGAGGCCUACAGCCACUACACCUGCAACUGCUCGGUCUCUGCCUUUGAAGGACCUUUCUGCAACCUGGGUGAGCACCAUAAACAAGUCCGGAGGGUUGAGGUGAAGUGACGAGGCGAGGAGGGGGCAGGACGGAGAAGGCACGGCUGAUAUUUUUCCACCUUCGCCGCAUCAAGCAGUUGGUCCCUUACCUUUCCCGCCCUGACCUGGCCACAGUGAUCCAUGCAACGGUCACCUCCAGGCUUGACUACUGUAAUUCGCUCUACGCGGGGCUGCCCUUGAAGCUGUCCCAGAAACUCCAGCGGGUGCAGAAUGCUGCAGCGAGGCUCCUCACGGGGUCUCCGCCAGGGAAGAAUAUUCACCCAGUGCUUUUCCAGCAGCACUGGCUCCCGGUGGAGUACAGGGUCAGAUUUAAGGUGCUGGUUUUGACCUUUAAAGCCCUUCACGGCCUAGGACCCUCGUACCUACGGGACCGCCUCUCCCGGUAUGCCCCACGGAGAGCCUCAAGGUCGAUAAAUAGCAACACUCUAGUGUUCCCUGGCCCUAAGGAAGUUAGAUUAGCCUCAACCAGAGCCAGGGCCUUUUCAACACUGGCUCCGGUCUGGUGGAACGCUCUGCCUCAUGAGACCAAGGGCCCUGCAGGAUCUGAUUUCUUUCCGCAGGGCCUGUAAGACAGAGUUGUUCCGCCUGGCCUUUGGCUUGGAGCCAAUUUGAUUCCCUCCCCCUCUUUCUUUUUCCUUUCUCCCCUGUGAUGAGGCUGCAUUUUAAUGUUUCAAUGUUUUGAUGUUGUAUUUUAAUCUUGUUUUUAAGUUGUAUUCAUUCAGCCUGUUUUUAUUAUUGCUUGUUAGCCUCCCUGAGCCCGGCCUUGGCUGGGGAGGGCGGGGUAUAAAUAAAAUUUAUUAUUAUUAUUAUUUUUUAUUAUUUUCCUUAGGCCUUUGACUCUCCGCCUAACCGUUGCCGUGUUCCCCCAUCUAUCCCCUUUUGCAGACAUCGGCGCCUACUUCGAGCAAGGCACCUGGGUCCGCUACGACAUCAUGACGAUGCCGUUGCACGUGGUCCGGGAGUUCUCCAACAUUCUCCACCAGCCGAUUCAGCCGCUCCCCGGCUACAACCUGACGAGGGAGGAUGUGUGGCUCAGUUUCCGCACCACUUCGGCCCCCGCCGUCCUGAUCUACGUCAGCACCUUUGUGCACGAUUACAUGACCAUUUUGAUCCGCGAGGACGGUGAGCACAAUGGGAGCUAGCCGCCCUCCGAAUCUAGCCUCUUUCUCAGCGAAGGCGCAUCUUGCCAUGGCGUCGGGAUAGUUCAUAGAAUUGUAGAGUUGGAAGGGAUUCCUCCCAGGGGUCAUCGAGUCCAGCCCCCCUUCAACGCAUGAAUCUUAACUACAGCAUCCACAGCAGAUGGCCUAAUAAUAAUAAUAAUAAUAAUAAUAAUAUAUUAUUUAUACCCUGCCCAUCUGGCUGGGUUUCCCCUGCCAUCAGAAUACAGUGGUACCUCGGGUUAAGUACUUCAUUCGUUCCAGAGGUCCGUUCUUAACCUGAAACUGUUCUUAACCUGAAGCAUCACUUUAGCUAAUGGGGCCUCCCACCGCCGCUGCACCACCAGAGCACGAUUUCUGUUCUCAUCCUGAAGCAAAGUUCUUAACCUGAGGUACUAUUUCUGGGUUAGCGGAGUCUGUAACCUGAAGCGUAUGUAACCUGAAGCAUAUGUAACCCGAGGUACCACUGUAUUAAAAAUGCGAUAAAACACCAAACAUUAAAAACUUCCCUAAACAGGGCUGCCUUCAGAUGCCUUCUAAACAUCAGGUAGUUAUUUAUUUCCUUGACAUCUGAUGGGAGGGUGUUUCACAGGGCGGGUGCCACUACCGAGAAGGCCCUCUGCCUGGUUCCCUGUAGCUUCACUUCUCACAGAAGGUCCUUGGAGCUGCACCCCAGUGUCGGGGCUGGAUGAUGGGGGUGGAGACGCUCCUUCAGGUCUACUGGGCCGAGGCCAUUUAGUUCAGCACCAGCACUUUGAAUUGUGCUCGGAAAUCUACCGGGAGCCAAUGUAGGUCUUUCAGGACUCAACACUGAAAUGUUCAAAUGUUUCUUUGGUUGUUCCAGCCACGCUUGCUGUUGCACCAGCGUGGCACCCCUUUGAGAGCUCUUGUUUCAAAGUAACACCAUCUCCUCCUUGCCGUCCCCUUUUACCUGUUGCCGUUUCCCUUGCAGGCAUCCUGCAGCUACACUACCAACUGGGCGCCCUCCCUGCCAUCUACCCCCUGAGCACACGCUCUGUGGCCGACGGACAGCCACACAGUAUCAACGUCACACGCGUCAAUCGAACGUUGUACACACAGGUAAGGGGGGCCCCUCUUGCUGCACGAGUGGGGAGGGGCCUGCAGAAAGGCGUCUUGCGGCGGAAGGGACUUGGAGCCCCCUGAUGUUCCUUGGCUCCCAACUCCCAUCAGCCUCAGUUGAGUGAUGGAUGCCGCAGUUCAGCAAUGCCUAGAGGACUACACAUGGUCUUCACCUCUGGCCCUGUGGCUCUCUCACUGUCUGGAGGGAGGGAGGGACUUACGGGAGAGUAGCCCAGCAGCUUUCUGCUCUGCGGAGUGUGGGCCCGUUGGUGUCAUGCGGACAAACGGUUAAAUUAUGCAGUGCUUGGCUUCAUGUCUCCAGGCACACAUUCCCAGCGCCUGGAAGUUCUGAGAUAAGGUGCCAGGUGCUCUGGGUUGCCAUAGCAACACUAGCAAGGCCAAGCGUAUGUCUUGCUGAGUCAUUUACCCUUCCAUUAGUCCAAGAAUGCCUAGGUGUAGAAACAGGUAUAACAGGCAUUGUUUUCAUGAUGUAUGCCAUAUUGUUCUGUCCUGUCUGGAUACUACCCUGUUUCCAUGGGAGUGUCUGACUCUGCAUGUGAGGAAAAGGCUCUGCGUUUUACCCAGCAGCGUUACCUAGCAGGGAGAUAGUGUUACCAGAUCUCUCUGUACAUAUGUAUCUUUACUUCAGAGACCAGAAGAACUCUAUAUAGUAUAUAGCUGGGGCUCCACGUACUCUGCUGAUAUAUAAAACUGGUUGUUGAGGUGUGGGGAACACAACCUUCCACAAGUAGCCCACAGGGCCUGGGACAGCGCUGGGAAUGGCUGAGUUAUCCACUGUAAAAUAAUAAUACUACUAUUACUACUAAUAAUACUAAUAAUAAUGAUGAUGAUAUUAGUAUUAUUUAUAGUCCACCCAACUGGCUGGGUUUCCCCAGCCACUCUGGGCAGCUCCCAACACAAUAUUAAACAGAAUAAAACUUCAAACAUUAAAAGCUUCCCUAAACAGGGCUGCCUUCAGAGGUCUUCUAAAAGUCAGAAGGUUGUUUAUUUCCUUGACAUCUGAUGGGAGGGUGUUCCACAGGGCGGGUGCCACCACCGAGAAGGCCCUCUGCCUGGUUCCCUGUAGCCUCACUUCUUGCAGUAAGGGAACCGCCAGAAGGCCCUCGGAGCUGGACCUCAGUGUCCGGGCAGAACAAUGGGGGUGGAGACACUCCUUCAGGUCUACUGGGCCGAGGCCGUUUAGGGUUUUAAAGGUCAGCACCAACACUUUGAAUUGUGCUCAGAAACGUACUGGGAGCCAAUGUAGGUCUUUCAGGACCGGUGUUCUGUGGUCUCGGCGGCUACUCCCAGUCACCAGUCUAGCUGCCACAUUCUGGAUUAGUUGUAGUUUCCAGGUCACCAGUCCACUGUUCUCUGUGAGGGUAUCCUGAUCAGCCUUAUAGUAUGUCCUCUCUCUUCUUCCUUCCUUUAGUUGGAUUAUUACCCAGUCCAGGUCUACCAGCUCUCCCUCUUUGUGGAUGGCAGACUUGACUCGCCCAAGGCGCUCUAUCUCGGUCGUUUCAUGGGUGAGUGAGAGUCAUGGGUCCUGCCCAUUCUUGACAUUGAUUGUCCCAUUCCCAGCUCCUUGGAUGGGCCAGUCAGCCUUCAGCUGCCCUGGUUCCUUCCAGUUACUUUGGAUUCCCAACCCAUGGCCAGUGGCCAACAUCUAGAAAGCUCCAGAUUGAGGGGGAUGCCUGCUCCACAUAAGCUCACCCUGACAUCCAACUCUGCUUUGCUUUUAGGCUCACAAACAUAGUUCUCUCCUCCUUCCACUUCCACAUUUCUGGAUUCUGCCCUGUCCCUCGAAACAGCCUCUGUUGUCCUCUUUCCCCUGUGUUCCUGGAGACCCCCAUUCCUUCUAAUCGCCAACCUGGGAGUGCCUAUCAGUUCCAAAGCAAAAUGUGGCCACCCCAAAAUGAGGAGAUGGUCUCUGCAUCCUCAGGGGCCUCCCUUCGGUAUAUGGAAGUUUGUCGUUAUAUAUAUAUGCCCGAUAGGGAACUGUGAGCUUCGAUACUUACCGUAUUUUUCGCUCUAUAGGACGCACUCCCCCCCUCCAAAAAUUAAGGGGAAAUAUGUGUGCGUCCUAUGGAGCGAAUACAGGCUCCUUGGCUUCAGCGAUAGCAACGCAAAGCCUCCGAAGCGCAGAAGGAGCGCUCCCUCCGCGCUCUGGAGGCUUUGUGUUGCUUUCGCUGAAGCCUGGAGAGCGAGAGGGGUUAGUGCGCACCGACCCCUCUCGCUCUCCAGGCUUCAGGGAUAGCCGCCUGAAGCCUCUGGAGCGCAGCGGGAACUCACGCUGCACUCCAAAGGCUUUGGGUUCCUUUUGCUGAAGCUGGGAGAGCAAGACUCUCCCAGCUUCAGCAGAGAGGGAGAGCUGCGCAGCGCCCCUUCAGCAAAGCAGGAGGAGAAAUGGAAGGGGCUCCGUUUCUCCUGCCGCUUCACUGAAGGGGCACUGAGCAGAGAGGGGGAGAAAUUUUUCCCCCCCUGUUCUCCCCCUCCUAUGGUCUGGUGCGUCCUAUAGAGCGAAAAAUAUGGUAAUAGAAUUUGGUGGCAGCCGAGUCUGUAAGAGGAGGAGAAGGGUCUCCUCUAAGGCAAAUGGGGAACUCGUUUCUUCAAAGAGCCGCCAUCGCCCGAGCUCCUCUGCUCUUCCGUUUCCCUCCUGCACCACUUUUUCACGUCUUCUCCUUCCACCCCACUUUCUGCAAGCUCUUCCCCCCCACUUUCCCUUUCCUUUCCCCCUUGUUGCAUCCGUCAAACGCAGACCUCUCUGUAUGAACAUUCUGUAACGGGGCUGAAAAUGAUUUUGCAGGUUCUGGGCUGAAUAAAUUAUGCAGAUCAUAUGAAUUUUGCAUGCGCGUCCUUAAUUUGCAUAGCAUGCCCUUCUGUCGCUAGAUGUGGAAAGGAACAAAGAGCCCCUCUCCCCCUGGAGUGCUGCUUCACGUCCUGACAGACAAUGACUCCUAAGCCUGUCCUUACAGAUCUCAAGGCUUUUUCAAAAACUGAAACGGCUGACCGUUGUCAGUGCUUUUGAUUUGGGGUAGUUUUUAUUUCAUUUCAUUGAACAACCUGUUUUAUUACAUACAUUUAAACCCAUUGACACACACAAUUUCUUUUUUAAUUUUCUAAAUUACAUUUCAAAAUACUCAUUUCAACAACCAUAAAUCAAUGACUUCCCUUCUUCUCUUUCGGUGGUUCAUUUUGCAUCCUAUACAUCCCUGAAUAUUUUACAUGAACUAAACCAUUCAGUAAUCCAUUUUUACAUCCCUCAAAACUUAUUUACACUAUUGAAUUUAUCUUAACACUACCAGCGUUUUUAAAUGAACACAAAUUUCACCCAGAUAUUCAGUAAACAUUUUCCAGUCUUCUUUAAACGUGCAUUCUUCUUGUUCUUUUAUAUUCUAUAUGUUAAGUCUGCAAGAUGCUUGUAUUCCAUCAAUUUAAGUUGCCAUUCUUCUUUGGCUGGGGCCUCCCUCAUUUUCCAAGACACUGGCCGUGGUAGUGGCAUACAUAAAUAGUCUUUUUUGACACCUGGGAAUUUCCCUCUGAAUUAUCCCCAACAAAAAGGACUCGGGGGGUUUUUUGAGGGGGGAAUGUACUUUAAUUUUUUCCCCCAAUUCAUUAUAUAUCAUUUCCCUGAUUUGGGGUAGUUUUGAGGGGGGUUAAGGUUUGAGGGGGAGCUGAGGAAGAAGCUGGCGUCUGCUUAACUGUGUCCUGUUCCUCUUGUCUUCCAUGGUCCAUAGAAACGGGCCUGAUUCACCCGGAUAUCCAAAGGUACAACACACCGGGCUUCACAGGUUGCCUCUCAGGAGUGAAAUUCAACAGCAUUGUGCCUCUGAAAACCAUCUUCCGGGCCAGUGGCAAAAAUCCUAUCCGCCCCUACAGCAUCAAAGGGCGGCUGGUGGAGUCUAGCUGUGCCUCUAUGCCCAACUCUUACAUCGAAACGCCACCAGAACUUGACCCCUGGUACAUAGACCCAGGUAAGAUAGCAUUUAUGGGGGAGGAAGGGCUGGGGGCAAGACUGUGCUUACCUGGGGGCGAGGAGACCUCUUAAUAAAUUUAAUAAUAAAUGUUAUUUACACCCCGGCCAGAGCUGGGCUCAGGGCGGCUAACACCAAUAAAAUCACAGUAAAAACAUAAUGGGGGGUGGGGGAGGAAACAACCAAUUUAAAAUGCAGUUUAAAAUGCAGCCUCAUUUUAAAAGUAGCCCAUAGAUCAAAACCAUAAGGGGAGGGAAACAUAAGGGUCAGACUGAGUCCAAACCAAAGGCCAGGCGGAACAGCUCUGUCUUGCAGGCCCUGCGGAAAGAUGUCAAGUCCCGCAGGGCCCUGGUCUCUGGUGACAGAGCGUUCCACCAAGACGGGGCCAGUACUGAAAAGGCCCUGGCCCUAGUUGAGACCAAUCUAACCACCUUGCAACCUGUUGUCAUUUGUGGACCUUAAGGUCCUCCGCGGGGCAUACCAGGAGAGGCGGUCCUGUAGGUACGUGGGUCCUAGGCCGCAUAGGGCUUUAAAGGUCAAAACCAGCACCUUAAACCUGACCCUGUACUCUACCGGGAGCCAGUGCAGCUGGAAAAGCACUGGAUGAAUGUGAUCCUGCGGCAAGGACCCCGUAAGGAGCCUUGCCGCGGCAUUAUGCACCCACUGGAGCACCCCUAGCCUUCCUUCAUGUGCCCCAGGUGAUGUUUGGCCCAGAACCCUUGGACUAAUCUACACUGGUGAGUUAAAACAUUAUACAGUGGUACCUUGGUUCUCGAAUGGCUUAGCUGACGAACAAAUCGGCUCCCGAAUGCCGCAAACCCUGAAGUAAGUGUUCCGGUUUGCGAACGUUUUUCGGAAGCCAAACGUCCGACACAGCUUCUGCUUGAGGGCAGGAAGCUCCUGCAGCCAACCGGAAGCCGCGCCUUGGUUUUCGAACCGUUUCAGGAGUCGAACGGACUUCCGGAAUGGAUUCAGUUCGAGAACCAAGGUACCACUGCGAAUGCGUUAUCAACAUGUGACACCAGAGGGCGCUGUCAUCAAUGUAAAAUUGCAUUGCUGUUGUUUUAUUUUGAGCGUUUUUACAAUCACGAUUUAAAUCACCAGUUAAUAAGACUUGAUUUAAAUCAUUAUUUUUUUUUACAGAAAGACUCAUUAUUGCUGGUAUUAUCUUAAUAUUUACAACCAGAGGAAGGUUUUAUUUUUGGAAUAAUAAAUUUUCAGAGUAGUUUUUACAGUUAUAUCAAAAAUUACAGAUUUGGUUAUACUAUUAGAAAUACAUAGACAGAUAAUUAAGAAAUUAUUGUGAGGUUUAAUAAGUUAACUGUUUAUAUUUGGACACCUUUUCUGCUGUUCUUUACUGGAAGGAGAUAAAUAAAUUGUUUAAAUUAUUAAGGAAAUUAUUAACUAAAACAAUAACAUUAUAGCAUAUGUAUCCAUGUUUGUUAACUGAUGUGGUUAAACAUUUUUUAAAAAAACUUAAGACUCGCGUUUUAGCACAUAUUAAAAACUUAAAACAAAUCCUUAUUUCCUGAUGCAUAGCCUUUGGACUAUAAUGUAACUGAAUGUAGUGUAACUUAAAUAGAAAACUAUCUUUAGAAAUAUUUUUCUUCCAAAACCAUUUUAUUUUUAAAAAUCCGAUUUAAAUUUUAAAAAAAUCUGAUUUAAAUAAAAAAUCCAAUUUAAUUAUUUUUUAAAUCCGAUUUUCAAAAAAAUCAUUGAUUUUUAUUCAUCCUGGUCCUCUGUGUCCUUCUAGUUGACUUCCUGUACAUCCACGAUGACGGCUGGAUCGCGAUCAUCAUUGGAGGUGAGUGGGAAACCAAGAGGGUUGCUAGGAACUUUGGCCCAAGAGCUUGGCCCAUGGGAGCUUUGAGAGCUCAGAUUUAGAUGCUGACUGUGGCCUACCGUGCUACAGCCACACCUAAGAACGGAGGAAGCCACAGGAUGCCACGUCCGACCACGGAUCCACCUAAGGGCUCAGCACUGUCCGCGUCGGUUGGCAGUAGCUCCCCAGGGUUUCAGAUGCGGAGGGGGGCAUUCCCAGCCUUAACCUUUAAAGCUCUAAACGGCCUCGGUCCAGUAGACCUGAAGGAGCGUCUCCACCCCCAUCUUUCUGCCCGGACACUGAGGUCCAGUGCCGAGGGUCUUCUGGCAGUUCCCUCCCUGCGAGAAGCCAAGUUACAGGGAACCAGACAGAGGGCCUUCUCGGUGGUGGCACCUGCCCUUUGGAACGCCCUCCCACCAGAUGUCAAAGAGAAAAACAACUUCCAGACUUUUAGAAGACAUCUGAAGGCAGCCCUGUUUAGGGAAGCUUUUAAUGUUUGAUGCAUUAGGUAAAGGUAAAGGGACCCCUACACAUUAGGUCCAGUCGUGACCGACUCUGGGGUUGCGGCACUCAUCUCACUUUACUGGCCGAGGGAGCCGGCGUACAGCUUCCUGGUCAUGUGGCCAGCAGGACUAAGCCGCUUCUGGCGAACCAGAGCAGCGCAUGGAAACGCCGUUUACCUUCCUGCCGGAGCGGUACCUAUUUAUCUACUUGCACUUUGAUGUGCUUUCGAACUGCUAAGUUGGCAGAAGCAGGGACCGAGCAACGGGAGCUCACCCCAUCGUGGGGAUUUGAACCGCCGACCUUCCGAUCAGCAAGUCCUAGGCUCUGUGGUUUAACCCACAGCGCCACCCGUGUCCCUAUUUGAUGCAUUACUGUAUUUUAAUAUUGUGUUGGAAGCUGCCCAGAGUGGCUGGGGAAACCCAGCCAGUUGGGUGGGUUAUAAAUAAUACAAACUAUAAUAUUUAUUAUUAUUUUGAUGAUGAUGAUAAUGAUGAUGUUACAGUGGAGAACUCAGCCAUUCCCAGCGCUGUCCCAGCACCCAUUAUAUUAUUAUUAUUAAUACUAUUAAUUAUUAUUAUUAAGUAUUAUUAUUAUUAAUUAAUGGUUAAUUAAUAUAAUUAAUAAUUAAUUAUUAUUAUUAAUUAAUAUUAUAACUGGAGAAGCUGGGAGUUGAACCUGGCACCUGCAGGCAACCCAGAUGCCCUGCCAUGUGUAGCCUUCCUUCUGGGUUAUUCUCGUCCUCCCCCUUCACUCUCGCCUUUCUCCCCCAGUGAUUUUCUUCCUGCUCCUGCUGCUGGCGGCCGCUCUCCUCUUGAUGUACCUGCACCAUCACCGCUACAAGGGCUCGUACCACACCAACGAGCCCAAGGCUAUCCAGGACUACAACAGCAGUAGCAGCAGCGGUGGUGGCGGUGGCGGCAGCAGCAGUGGCAGCGGCGGAGCCCCUCCCGUCCCGCCGGCGAAGCCUGCCGCCUCGCGGAAGGAUCAAAACUUGCCACAAAUCCUGGAGGAGUCCAAAACCGAAUAGCCGACCGGAGCCGGGAGCGCCGAUUCCUCCCUCCGAUGGUGCUGGCUGUAGCCUUUUGGCAAGACCAAACCUGAACUGCCAACUGUGCCACUUUCUGGUUAGCCGACCUUCUCCCCCCUGACGACGGCGCUCCUGGCGCCUCUGCCUUGUUUCACCUGCACAUCCUGUGGAGUGUUGCUGCAUCUUCCGGUUGGAUCCAAUAACCGAUGGGCAGGUGUCAAUCAAAGGUCCCCAGCCCGAGUUUUUUUUUUCUUUAAUAGCCUGAUUCUCCCCAGUCCCGUUUCUCAUCUCUUGAUCAGGUGGUGCCUAAGAAGAUGCCCAAAUGAUACCUGAGGGUGGUGGUUCCCUGACCCCCAGAGCUUUCAAGUCUCUCUGCACUCCUGUUUCUGGACCGCGCAGAGUCUCCUUUGGAGUAAAAUUGGGGUGGCAGAGGUGACGCAAGACAGACUUUCUCCAUGCCAAACUCCACAGAUCCUUGCCGUUAUUGAAGAGAGACACUGGACGGUCAAUAUUGCACUUUCUUCUUUUUAUUUUGUUUUUACGGAACAAGGGAAAAUGCAACGCAAUAUCCAUUCUGGCCUUUUCACGCGUGACUCACUAGCACAUAGUCUUCCUUGCUUAAUUGCUUAGCAUUUAAUUAAAAAACAAAAAAAGCCAUUAGUCGAGCCAUGCAAUACAGCAUAUUUUAGAUCUCGGCACGUUAUAUUGUGCCCUGAGAGAAAUCCAAUGUGCAAUGUAGGUACCUGCCUGCCAGUAUAUAUAAAAAUAUAUAUAAAUAUAAAUAUAUUUCUGUGUGCAGCUGCAGCGCAUGGAAGGAUCACUCGCACUUUGCUACCACUUUGCUGCUUUCGUAAAUCAGGGUUUUGAGAAUUUUAAGAUUCUUUCUACCUUCCCUUCUUCCCUUUUAGUUGUGGGUUAUUAGACAGACUAGUUUUUUUAUUCUAUCGGUUUGUAUAAAAAACACAAAAGCAGAAGUCUGAUGUUCUGUUUUUUCAAGUGAAGUGAUGUCGUCUGUGUGGUCUGUAGUUUGCUACUUCGGGGAAGGAGGUUUUGCUCUUGGGUAACUCUUCCGACCCUCUUCCUCCCCCUACCUUUUGAAAAGCUAAGUUCACUCGUGAAAUGUUAAGAAGAUAAAAACUGUGUAGCAGAAGCAAAAUGGAUUUAUUUUAUCCAAAAGCCCAGGGCUAUUCUUGGGCGGUUUAUUUUUUCUAAGGAGCUGUUUGUCUGGACAAAACGUGAAGGUUACCUAAAUAAAUAAAUGUAAAGAAAGUUAAGUCAGGGCGAUGACGACGUGAUCCUGUGUCGUUUUGUGGGGAGGUGAUGGUGUGAAGGCUGUUGUUCAAAAGUAUCUAAAUUAUGAAUUGAGUUUUAACAGGCAGCCCUCCAGCGGUUCUCAACCUGUGGGUUCCCAGAUGUUGUUGGACUACAACGCCCAACAUCCCUGAGCUCUGGCCUUGCUAGCUAGGGGUGAUGGGAGUUGUAGUUCAACACCUGGGGACCCACAGGUUGAGAAAGGCUGCAGGCUUAGUCCAAGCAACCACCAGGAUUGUGUUAAAGGUAAAGGGACCCCUGACCAUUAGGUCCAGUCGUGGCCGACUCUGGGGUUGCGGCGCUCAUCUCGCUUUAUUGGCCGAGGGAGCCGGCGUACAGCUUCCGGGUCAUGUGUCCAGCAUGACUAAGCUGCUUCUGGAGAACCAGAGCAGCGCACGGAUACGCCGUUUACCUUCCCGCCGGAGCGGUUCCUAUUUAUCUACUUGCACUUUGAUGUGCUUUUGAACUGCUAGGUUGGCAGGAGCAGGGACCGAGCAACGGGAGCUCACCCUGUCGCGGGGAUUCGAACCGCCAACCUUCUGAUCGGCAAGUCCUAGGCUCUGUGGUUUAACCCACAGCGCCACCUGCGUCCCGAGGGUGUGUUAGGAUGGUUCAAAAUCUCCACUGCUGCAAAGUUCCUGCUCUAGACUCACGUUCCUUUUGCACAUAGAGAAUCGACGUGCUGGGGUGAGAACGGCAGCAGCGAAACCGGCUAGAGCUGCCCUAGCUAUGCAAGGCAAUCGGAUCUCACAACACAUAAAACCCGAACAGGCAUCGUUUGUCGCAAAGGCCAGCUCCUAUGUGUGGCUCCUAUGGUGAAUAACAGGGUGAAGAGACCUUGGCUCCUACAGCUAACACUAGAAUGAUGGGCACCCCUUGCCCCGAACUCUGCAUUAAGGCAACAGCUUUCUUAAGCGGACCAAAAUGUCACAAAAUAGCAUGCAAGCUCUCAGUUUCCCCAGAACUCUUCA